This is a messenger RNA of Trypanosoma cruzi, 1470 nucleotides long. RefSeq names its product bystin, putative. Gene Ontology annotation, cellular component: preribosome, small subunit precursor; cytoplasm; nucleolus. Gene Ontology annotation, molecular function: snoRNA binding. Lineage: Eukaryota; Euglenozoa; Kinetoplastea; Trypanosomatida; Trypanosomatidae. Gene Ontology annotation, biological process: rRNA processing. The transcript has a single exon. Bases 1 to 1470 code for a protein of 489 amino acids. The record is from RefSeq and is a predicted model, not a curated record.
AUGCUUUAUUGUCACAUGUUUUUUCUUUUUCUCUUCCUUCUUACACAUAAUGGCUGGAGGGGAGAGCCUUUUGCUUCACUCAUGCCGGGGCGUGAAAAGGGGCGUCGCGUGAAGCGUCAGAAAAACCCACUCGGGGAGGAUCUGCACGCCGAUCGCUUUGCCAGUGCCAGGCGACACGCAGUUGCGGUUGAAGACGACGGGGACGCCGAUGAGAAAGGCGUUCUUUUGCCGGGCCGCACGACGAGCCGGAUUCUCAAGACCGCCCGGCAGCAACUCGAGGCGAUCGCCGAUGAGGAGCAGCUCGGCAGCGCGUACAACGCGGAAGAAGACGACGAGGGCGAUCACACUGUGACUGACCCUGGACUGGCGGAACUUGAGUGCGAGGAGGCGUGUCGUGGAGGCGUGUACGAGGAUUACGACGAGGACGAGGAGGUCGUGAUUGAAUACGAUGACACGGAGUCGAUGGCGACAGAAAUUCCCUCCGAGAUGGACGUGGGAGUGGACAUGUACGGCAUGGAUGACGAGGAGGUACGCCUGCUACAAAAGUUUCAGCCGCCAUCGCGAGUGCAGAGCCGCAACUUGGCAGACAUGAUUAUGGAAAAGAUUAGGGAGCGUGAGGGGGCACGCGAUGCGGCGGGUGACACACACGAUGGCGCCAGUGUUGGGGAGUGGGAGGAUGAGCGAGUAGAUCCACGUGUUGCGCGUGUGUACACUGCCAUUGGUAAUAUUCUUAAGAGUUACAAGUCGGGAAAGGUCCCUAAAGCAUUCAAAGUUUUGCCAAACAUUAAGAACUGGGAGCAGCUGUUGAUGCUGACGAAGCCGCACGAGUGGUCCCCACACGCCACUUAUCAGGCGACACGCAUUUUUGCAGCGAAUUUAAAUGAGCGAAUGGCACAACGCUUCUACGCUGCCGUACUGCUUCCCAUGACACACCAGCACAUGGCAACGGAGAAAAAGCUCCACCCAGCGCUCUACAUGGCGAUUCGGAAGGCACUUUUUAAACCAGUGGCCUUCUUUAAGGGGUUCAUUCUUCCGCUGGCAGCAGACGAGGAGUGUACACUUAAGGAGGCUCUUGUUGUUGCCAGCAUACUGCAACGGACGCACUUGCCACCGGUCCCAACCGCGGUGACGAUUGUGAAACUGGCGCAGCAGCCAUUUUCUGGUCCUCGCUCCGUAUUUCUGCGUGUGCUUAUUGACAAGAAGAUGGCCAUGCCUUACCAGGCAGUGGACGCACUUGUUGAGUACUUUCAUCGUUUUGUGCACACACAAAGCAGGGAGGAUAAAUUGCCUGUCCUGUGGCACCAGACCCUCUUGUCCUUCACGCAGCGCUACAAGGGUGAUCUGAAGGCCGAGCAGGUGAACCUGCUGCAGCAGGUCUGUACGAAACACUUUCACUAUCUUUUAACACCUGAGGUUCGUCGGGAGCUUAACGCCGCUCCGAAUGCCGCGAGGGCGGGAUACCGGGGGUAA